UGUGUGCUGGGGGCGGGGGGGUUCCCGGUCCGGGCGCUGAUUGGCCGCGGUGCGGGCCGCGGCGGCUCCGCUGUUGCCGAGAGGAAGCGCGAGGGGCCCGGACGAGGCGCUACGGAACCGGGCCGGGAGAGACCGCCGGGUCCUGUGAGUUCACCCUGCCUGGAGGCUGGAAGAUGAAACCCGCGAGGAAGGCUGCCAGCUCCUCUUCUUCCGCCUCGUCCAGCAGCAGCAGCAGCCGUUCUCCCCCAUCCACUCGGGCCAAGACCCAGAAGCGCAGGACGGCUGAGGGGGGGCCCAAGCCGGCAGAGGAAGAGGAGGCGGGCGGGGGAGGUGGGGAGGAAAGCCCUGCCCAGCCCCCGCCCUUGUCAGGCCCCCAUCUCAUGCCAGUGAAGAUGGACCCCGGCUCGCGGGAGCUGCCUGGCAGGCAGAGUGAUCCCUACGAGACACCCGAGGGGGAGCCGGGGUGCGACGACCCCCCAGGGGAGCCCCCUCUGAGCCGCAAGACGGCCACCUUCAAAUCCCGAGCCCCCCGCAAGAACCCAGCGGCCGGGGAGGAGUGGAGCGGGUCCGAGGGCUCCGGGGUGCCAGGCGAGGAGGGCGCCGGGCGCUGCCCCUCCUCCAGCACCGACACAGCCAGCGAGCACUCGGCUGACGAGGACGCCAAGGGAGCUGGGGGGGAGCUGUGGGGCCUGGCUCCCGGCCCCAGCGACUAUGACCUGCGGCUGCUGCGCUCGCAGCGGGUCCUGGCCCGGCGCCAGGGCAUCUUCCAGCCAGCCGUGGUCAAGCACGUCCGGCGUGGCCAGGACCUGGGAGUUCAGUUCGCCGGCGACCGGGCCGUCACCUACUACGAGGGGGCGCUGGGCUCGGGGGCCCUGGACGUGGUCCUGGACACCACGCCCUCUGCGGGCGCCGUGGCAGUGGGGGCCCGUGUCUGCGUCUGCGUGGCCCCCGAGGAGACGACCUACUACGAGGGCACUGUGAUGGAGGUGAGCCUGAAGCCGGCCUCCUACAAGGUGCGUUUCGCCGGCCCCAGCCCGGCCCCCCGCAAGGACACGGUUUGGGUGCCACGCUCCGGCCUGCGGCUGCUGCGCCCACCCUGGAACCCAGCUGCCGCCGCGCCCCCCAAGCCAGAGGAGGAGGAGCCCCCUGGCCCUGAGCCCAAGCAGCCGGAGGACGCCGAGGUUUCCAAGAUCAGCGCUGGCGUGCGGGGGGCCGGGGAGGAGAAGCCCUCGGCUGCCCCCCCGCAGCUGCUGUCGCCCCCCAAAUCCCCGGCAUUCGCCCGCCUGCCGGAGCAGGCCUCCCCGCUGCUGAGCCCCGAGGCGGGCGGCAGCCGCAGCAGCAGCGUGGUGUCGGUGGAGAAGUGCAGCACGCCGGGCUCGGGGCGCUCCCGCACGCCCCUGACGGCCGCCCAGCAGAAGUACAAGAAGGGGGACGUGGUCUGCACCCCCAACGGCAUCCGCAAGAAGUUCAACGGCAAGCAAUGGCGCCGGCUCUGCUCCCGCGAGGGCUGCAUGAAGGAGUCCCAGCGGCGGGGGUACUGCUCCCGCCACCUCUCCAUGCGCACCAAGGAGCUGGAGAGCCUGUCGGAGGGCCGGGCCAGCGGGCUGCGGGAGGGCAGCGCCGAGUUCGACUGGGAUGAGACGUCCCGCGACAGCGAGGCCAGCAGCGCCCGCGGCGACUCCCGCCCCCGCCUGGUGGCGCCGGCCGACCUGUCCCGCUUCGAGUUCGACGAGUGCGAGGCGGCCGUCAUGCUGGUGUCCCUGGGCAGCUCGCGCUCGGGCACCCCGUCCUUCUCGCCCGUCUCCACGCAGUCGCCCUUCUCGCCCGCCCCCUCGCCGUCCCCCUCGCCCCUCUUCGGCUUCCGGCCCGCCAACUUCAGCCCCAUCAACGCCUCGCCCGUCAUCCAGCGGGCAGCCGCCCGCAGCCGCCACGUCAGUGCCAGCACGCCCAAGGGGGCGGGGGGCGGCGUGCUGAGCCCCGAGAUGCUGCACCAUGCCCCGCACCGGGAGCGGCACUCCUCGGGCAUCGUGCCCACCUUCCAGACCAACCUGACCUUCACCGUGCCCAUGAGCCCCAGCAAGCGCAAGGCAGAGGCGCCCCACGGCGGGCCGGGGGGGGGCGCCGACUUCCAGAAGAGCGACAGUCUGGACUCGGGGGUGGAGUCGGUCUCCCACACCCCCACCCCCUCCACGCCCGCCGGCUUCCGGGCUGUCUCACCGCCGGGCCCCGGGCCCUUCUCCUCCCGCUCCCAGCAGGCCUCGCCGCUUUUGCUGCUCUCCCCACCCGCCGGGCUGACCUCCGACCCCAGCCCCAUGGUGCGCCGGGUGCCGGCCGUGCAGCGGGACUCGCCUGUCAUCGUCCGCAACCCCGACGUGCCGCUGCCUUCCAAGUUCACAGAGAAGCCCCGGGAGGGGCGGGCAGGCAGCCCCCGGCUGGGCAAGGUGGGCACGAAAGAACAGCUGCAGGUGCCGGUGCCCAUCAAUAUGGGGCGGGCGCUCCCCUGCAGCCAGGCCAGCGCUGUCCCGGCCCCUGAGCAGGCACCCCCCGUCUUCAGCGUCUCCUCGCCCUUCCAGCCGGUCGCCUUCCACCCCUCCCCGGCUGCCCUGCUGCCCGUCAUUGUGCCCAACGACUACCCCGGGCCGCCAGCCCCCAAGAAAGAGAUCAUCAUGGGCCGGCCUGGCACAGUCUGGACCAACGUGGAGCCGCGCUCUGUGGCCGUGUUCCCGUGGCACUCCCUUGUGCCCUUCCUGGCCCCCAGCCAGCCGGACUCUUCCGUCCAGCCCAGCGAGGGCCAGCAACCUGUCAAUCACCCCGCAGUGUCCAAUCAGAACAAAGAGCCUCCAGAAUCAGCGGCUGUUGCCCAUGACGUCACGGGUGUGGUGUCAGGGGCUGAGCUGGGAAAACGGGAGGCUUCCCGCCCCGACAGCCCAGCCUCAGCCCCCCAGGCCACGGCAGCGGCUGGAGGGGCAGAGGGCCCUUCCCAGCUCGUGGACGAGGCCCCAGGGCCCCCAAGACUGGACAGCGAGACAGAGAGUGACCACGAUGACGCGUUCCUGUCGAUUGUGUCCCCCGAGAUCCAGCUCCCUCUGCAGCCCGGGAAGCGCCGGACGCAGUCGCUGAGCGCCCUGCCCAAGGAGCGAGACUCCUCCUCCGAGAAGGAUGGGCGCAGCCCCAACAAGCGGGAGAAGGACCAUAUCCGGCGGCCCAUGAACGCCUUCAUGAUCUUCAGCAAGCGGCACCGGGCCCUGGUGCACCAGCGGCAUCCGAACCAGGACAACCGCACGGUCAGCAAGAUCCUGGGCGAGUGGUGGUACGCCCUGGGGCCCAAGGAGAAGCAGAAGUACCAUGACCUGGCCUUCCAGGUGAAGGAGGCGCACUUCAAGGCACACCCCGACUGGAAGUGGUGUAACAAGGACCGGAAGAAGUCGAGCUCGGACGCCAAGCCCUCGGCACCGGGGCCUGGGGGGGGCCCCAAGGAGGCGCGGGAGCGCAGCAUGUCGGAGACGGGCACGGCUGCCGUGCCGGGAGCCUCCUCGGAGAUCCCGGUGCUGGCAGGGCCAGAGGGCAAGGCAGGGGGCACGGGGCACGUGCCCGGGGAGCGGCUGAUCCACGUGGUGGGGUCUGGGGCGCAGCGGCCCCGGGCCUUCUCUCACAGCGGGGUGCACGGGCUGAACACCGGGGAGCGGGACAGCCAGGCGCUGCAGGAGCUCACACAGAUGUGCUCCAGCCCGUCACCCUACCCCGGCGGGAAGGGGCAGUAUGGGGGGCCGGGCCCCUCUGGGACCCCAUUCGCAGCUCCAGGUGAGGGGCCCCGGCCCCCCCUACUGCCGCCAGCCCCCCGUGCCGCCCGCUCCCAGCGUGUGGCCAGCGAGGACAUGACGAGCGAUGAGGAGCGCAUGGUCAUCUGCGAGGAGGAGGGGGACGAUGAUGUAAUUGCGGACGAUGGGUUCAACCCGCCCGACAUUGACCUGAAGUGCAAGGAGAGGGUGACGGACAGUGAGAGCGACACCUCUUCAGACGAGGAGCCCGACGGCAAGGGCUUUGGGCGGAAGCUCUUCUCCCCAGUGAUCCGCUCCCCGCCGCUGCCCCCCUCCUCGGGCGCCUUUGCCCCCUGCCGCCCGCCAGCCCCCCCUGAGCUGGACCUGCCCCAUGGCCCCGACCAGCCACCCCUGGCCAAGCCCUACAGCCCCUUCCCGCUGGCGCCCAGCCCGUUCAAGGCCCAGGACUCGCGGGGGGCCCAGCCCCCCGCCCCCGCGCCAGCCAAGCGCCCUGAGCCGGCUCCCCCCUACCGCCGGAAGCGGGCUGACAGCGCCGGGGGGGCGGAGACAGGCGCCGCCGGGCCCUCGGUCAUCCCCCCCCCCGGGGGGGCGCUGCAGGCGCUGGUGCUGCCCGAGCCGGGGCGCCUGUCCGCGGGCACGGUGCUGGUGACGGCGCCCUCGCUCAGCGGCUACGGGGGGGCGCCGGCCCGCACGGCCUCCACCGUGGUCACCAACGUGGUCAAGCCGGUGAGCAGCACCCCGGUGCCCAUCGCCAGCAAGCCCUUCCCCCGGGGGGUGGGAGAGGGCGGGCCCCUGCUCAGCCCCCCAGCCCUGGAGCCGGCCCCGCCAGCCCUGGCCGUGCUGGGGGGCGCCAAGCCCGAGGCCGUGCCUGUGGGGCGCAUCGGCCUCCUCUACGCUGACAAGAAGCCCCCGCCCCCUGCCAGCCAGGCCCCCUCCCCCCACCUGGUGGCCGGGCCCCUGCUCGGGCCGGUGCCCAAGGCCCCGGUGGCCCCGGGCAACGUGGUGACCAACCUGCUGGUGGGGCAGGCGGGGGGGGCGGGGGCCGGGCCGGCCCCAGUGACCGUGCUGCCACCGCAGCCCUCGGUGCAGUUCAUCACCCAGAACCCCUCGGGGUCCGGGCCCAAUGGGCCGGUGCCCCUGGGCAUCCUGCAGCCCCAGGGCCUCCUGCCGGGGGCCCCAGGCAAGGCAGGGAGCAUCACCCAGGUGCAGUACAUCCUGCCCACCCUACCCCAGCAGCUGCAGGUGGCUGGGGGCAAGGGGGUAGGGGCUGGAGCCGCCAGCAUCCACUUCACCCUGCCCCCCACCGGCAGCAAGGUGCUCGCCACCACGCCCCACGGCCUGCCCGUCCUCCAGCCCGGGCCUGGCAACGCCAGCACCGUCGUCUCCACCACCCCCAAAGCCCAGUCAGCGUCUCCAGUGCAGGCCCCAGGCCCCGGAGGCUCUGCCCACCUGGUGCAGGGCAAGGUGCUGGUACCCGUGGCCACGCCCCAGGUGACGGUGCGGCCCGGGGGUGGGGCCGGCCCCAUGGCCCAGGUGGCGCCACCCUUCCCGGUGCCCCUGCAGAACGGAGCCCAGCCUGCCAGCAAGGUCAUCCAGGUGACCUCGUUGACCCCUGCUCUGAACAGUGGCGCCCUGGCGCCCCCCCUGAGCCCAGCCACGGCCCUCGUGGGACCCUCCGGUCAGGCCCAGAAGGUGCUGCUGCCCUCCUCCUCCACUAGGAUCACCUAUGUGCAGUCCACAGGCGGGCACCAGCUGACCCUGGGCACCUCGGCCUCCCCCUCGCAGCCUGGCGCCGCCCCCGCUGCCACCUACGUGCAGGCCCCUGUGGGGCCGGCCCCCAUGGCCCUGGGCUUCACGGCCAUCGGGCCCAGCGGGCCGGCUAUUGUACAGCCGCUGCUCUCGGGCCCCCUCGCCUUCCCCCCGGCGCCUGCCCGGCCCCCGCGCCCUCCGCCGAAGCCCCCCCAGAAGGUGAAGGCCGCCAUCGCCAGCAUCCCCGUGGGCUCCUAUGAGUCGGCCCCGUCACCCGGCCCUGCCCGGCCUCCAGGGGGGCAGCAGACGGAGCCUGGGGGGCCCCCCCGCGUCUCCCGGGAGCUGGAGAGCCCAAGGGAGCCUCCGGAGCUGCCUGCCCCCUCCCCUCCGCCCCAGCCCCCCAGACCCGGCCCAGCUCCGGAGCCAGACAGCUGGGAUGGGCGCCCCCCCUCGCCCGCGCCCCCCCAGCACCCAGUGCCUGAGGCUGAGAGCGGUGAGGGCUGGAGCCAGCGGGAGGCUGCGCCAGGGGCUAGUGAGGAACGAACACCCCGAGAGCAGGCGAGCGCCCCCGGAGCUGCCCCGGGGGGCAAGGGGCCGGAGACGGUGAGUAACCUACCCCCCCGGGCGCCUGUCUCCCCCGACUGGAGGGUCCCGGGCCCUGAGAGCCGCCCGGAGGUCCCAGCGGCCCCUGCUGGCUCCUCGUCCUCCUCUGCGCUCAGCCCCGCCCCUGCUGGCUCUGGGGAGGGGCCCCGGGGGGCAGGUCCAAUCCCCGGUGCACCCGAGGGCCCAGAGCGCAAGGAGGGGGGGGGCGGCAAGAAGGUGAAGGUUCGGCCUCCCCCGCUGAAGAAAACCUUUGACUCGGUGGACAACAGGGUUCUGUCGGAGGUGGAUUUCGAGGAGCGCUUCGCUGAGCUGCCCGAGUUCAAGCCCGAGGAGGUUCUGCCCUCGCCCACGCUGCAGUCCCUGGCCACGUCGCCCCGCGCCAUCCUGGGCAGCUACCGCAAGAAGCGCAAAAACUCCACCGACCUGGACUCCUCCACCGAGGACCCCAUCUCACCCAAGCGGAAGAUGCGGCGCCGCUCGAGCUGCAGCUCGGAGCCCAACACGCCCAAGAGCGCCAAGUGCGAGGGCGACAUCUUCACCUUCGACAAGACGGGCGCGGAGGCGGAGGACGUGCUGGGGGAGCUGGAGUACGAGAAGGUCCCGUAUUCGUCGCUGCGCCGGACCCUGGACCAGAGGCGGGCGCUGGUCAUGCAGCUCUUCCAGGACCACGGCUUCUUCCCCUCAGCCCAGGCCACGGCCGCGUUCCAGGCCCGCUACUCCGACAUCUUCCCCACCAAGGUCUGCCUGCAGCUGAAGAUCCGCGAGGUGCGGCAGAAGAUCAUGCAGGCGGCCACCCCCACCGAGCAGGCGCCCAGCACCCCCGAGCCGGGGGGCCCAGGCGGUGGCGGAGCCGCUGAGGGGCAGCCCCCGGAGCCCGCGCCCCCCCAGGACUCGGACCCGGGGGCAGAGGCAGGGGGCAGCACCAGCUGGGACAAUAGCCAGACAUCUCCCCCGGGGGGCGCCGCAGGCAGUGGCAGAUGAAGGGCCUUGAGUGGCACGGCUGGAAGCAAAGCAUUCUGGGAGCUUCGCCCACCUUCCUGCUACGCCCCGGCCUGACGGGGGCCCCGGCAAAGAUGUUUCCUUGCUCCCCUGGGAUGGUCCGCUCCACCAUGGACUGCAGCGCCCCCCCACAAGGAUGGUCUGCUCCGCCAUGGGCGCCUGCCCCUUCCCCAGCUGGGAUGGUCUGCUCCACCAUGGACUGCAGCGCCCCCCCGCAAGGAUGGUCUGCUCCGCCAUGGACUGCAACACCCCCUGCAAGGAUGGUCUGCUCUGCCAUGGGCGCCUGCCCCCUCCCCAGCUGGGAUGGUCUGUUCCACCAUGGACUGCAGCGCCCCCCCGCAAGGAUGGUCUGCUCCGCCAUGGGCACCAGCGCCUGCCUCCCCCCAGCCAGGAUGGUCUGCUCUGCCAUGGGUAUCGGUACCAGCGCCUGCCUGCUCCCCCCCCUCACUGGGAUGGUCUGCUCCACCACAGAUGCCAGCGCCUCCUCCCCCCCCAGCCAGGAUGGUCUGUUCUGCCAUGGGCACCAGCGCCUGCCCCCCCCCAGCCGGGAUGGUCUGCUCCGCCACAGAUGCCAGCGCCUCCCCCCCACGCUCCACAAGGAUGGUCUGCUCCCCCAUGGGCACCAGGGUGUGCCCUACCCCCCUGCUGGGAUGGUCUGCUCCACCAUGAUGCCAGUGGCUACCCCAUCCCCACUGUGGCACCCAGACCGGCCCAUUGCAGGCUCCCGGCCCCGCCCCGUUGCCGUGGCGACUGCGGGGGGGACAUGGACACCUGGAAAGUGACGACUUUUAAUAAUGUUAAAUAUUUUGAGACCUGA
Molecule: messenger RNA, 7947 nt
Organism: Caretta caretta (loggerhead turtle)
Lineage: Eukaryota; Metazoa; Chordata; Testudines; Cheloniidae
Source: RefSeq, a predicted model, not a curated record